AUGUCUAACCACCGUAAUCUCAAGGAUUUAUUUCCAACCAAACUUAAUUUUGUUAAGCCAAAACCUGUAAGAUAUGAUCCAAAUUAUUAUUAGGAAUUAUAGAAUGAACGGUCGAAGCAAACUAACAAAUCUCCUUUAGGAUUAAGUUAAUUUACUAGUUUUUUCUAAAUAGCUCAAAAAACUACCAAAAAUAGACAAACACCCUCCUCUUAAAGAAGUGCAACACCUUCAAAAGUUAAAAUCAUUUAACUCAAUAUGCAAUAAUAAGAUUAAUAACAAUAGAAAAUUAAAUCAAAGCAUACAAGGAAUUAGAGUGCCACUAAUAUUAACAGUAGUAGAAACAAUUCAUUUCAUAAAGAGAAGUAGGAGUAUUUAUUUUUUAAUUCAAGUUCUCGCAGUCCUGUCUAUGUAUUAUCUAAGUUAAUGUCAUAAAAUCAUAAAAAAGAUUCUUAAAUAUAAACGCAUAAUCAAUCCAAAGAUUAAUCUCCAGCUAAACCAGCAAUUUUCGAUAAUCUAGAUAUUAUUAAUAGAAAUACUGUUCGGAAGAAUUCCAAAUCUCCAAAUAAUACUACAGCACAAAAAGUAUCUCCAUUUGUGUAUCCAAAAUUUUCAAGUGACCAUCAAAUUAAACCACCAGAUACUUUGUUCAAGCAAUAAGAUAGUUUAGUUAAGGAAAAUAAGCCUGUUGAAAAAGGAUCACAACUAAUAAAUGAAGCUCCUUAGAUACAAAUUAAAUAGUAGGAAUUCUAAGUACCUAGUUAAUUUAAAUACUCUAAAGGCUUUGAGAAUCUAUUUAAUUCUAUGAUGAAUUUUUAACAUAACUCUAGAUAUGAGAAUUCUAAGAGUAUAGUAAAAUAACAAGAAAGACAAGAAUUAAGUGAUGAAAACGAAGAAACCUUAAUGGUAGAUUGUAACAUUUAAGUCAGCAAGAAUAAUUUUCAAUUUCAUUAUGUAAUUGGGAAAGGUGGUUUUGGUAAAGUGUGGAAAGUUGAAAUUAAGAAAUCUAGACAAUUUUAUGCUAUGAAGGAAAUGUCAAAAGCAAAAGUAAUAGCCAAAAGAAGUGUUAAUUCUGUAAUGAAUGAAAGAAAUCUAUUGGCUUAAUUUAAACAUCCUUUUUUAAUUAAUAUGAAUUAUUGUUUUUAAGAUAGAGACAAUUUAUAUUUGGUGAUGGAUUUAUUAACAGGAGGAGAUUUAAGAUAUCAUAUUGGGAAAAUGAGAAGAUUUAAGGAACAUCAAACAAAAUUUUUUGUAGCUUGUGUUCUAUUGUCAUUAGAGUAUUUGCAUAAUAACAACAUAAUACAUAGAGAUCUUAAACCAGAAAAUUUGGUUUUGGAUAAAUAUGGAUAUGUUAGAUUAACAGAUUUAGGGAUUGCUAGAAUCUGGAAAGCUGAAAAUUCAUAAGAUACAAGUGGCACUCCUGGAUAUAUGGGUAUAAAUUUAUUUUUAUAUUUAAAUUUAUAGCUCCUGAAGUAAUGUGCAGAUAGAAUCAUACAAUAGCUGUUGAUUACUUUGCUCUUGGAAUCAUGGGUUAUGAAUUUAUGUUAGGCAGAAGACCUUAUAAUGGAAGAUCAAGAUAAGAAAUUAGAGAUCAAAUUCUUACCAGACAGGUUUAGAUAAAAAAAUCUGAGGUUCCAAAUGAUUGGUCUAUUGAAGGUGCUGAUUUUAUAAACAAAUUAAUAUAAAGAAAACCAAUAAAUAGACUUGGUUUUAAAGGACCAGAUGAAGUGAAAAAUCAUCCUUGGCUUAGAAAUUUUCCUUGGUAAAAACUUUUAAAUAAAGAAAUCUAAUCUCCAUAUAUUCCAAGUGUAUAAACAUAAUUUUGAUUUAGGAAAUUGAUGACAAUAUUGAAUAUUUAAAUUAAAUUAGCGAAGAUAAUGAAAGCCAAGAUGAUUUGAUAAGAGAAAAUAAACUCUUAUUAAAGAAAAACUCAGUAUAGAAUCUAUUCAGUGGUUAUAGUUAUGAAUAAAAUCUCUCAAAAAAUACAAAAAGCACUUCUAGUACGCUCUUUUUAGGAUGA
Paramecium pentaurelia is the source of this 2017-nucleotide messenger RNA. The record is from the annotation of a GenBank genome assembly. Lineage: Eukaryota; Ciliophora; Oligohymenophorea; Peniculida; Parameciidae.